Messenger RNA from Rhododendron vialii, 2982 nucleotides. Its product is annotated as GTP-binding protein BRASSINAZOLE INSENSITIVE PALE GREEN 2, chloroplastic. Bases 520 to 2325 code for a protein of 601 amino acids. NCBI's taxonomy places the organism in Eukaryota, Viridiplantae, Streptophyta, Magnoliopsida, Ericales, Ericaceae. Gene Ontology annotation, cellular component: mitochondrion. The record is from RefSeq and is a predicted model, not a curated record. The transcript has 4 exons. Gene Ontology annotation, molecular function: GTP binding.
GUAUAUCUAUACACGUGUAUAGUUCAAACCUCAGAACCACCAACAAAUCACCUCUGUUUCUACCUCUCUUCAGCCCUAAUUUAAUCUAUCAGAACGAGGAGCUUUGAUACCACUCCUGCAACGAUGGAGGCCCCGACGAUGAUGGGUACAACACUCCGGCGAUGAUGGGUACAACGAUGGUGGGUUCGGCAAUCCAAUCAGACCACCCCCAAAUCUGCAUCCAAAACUCCGAUCACGAUGACGGCUCAAGCGACGAACAAUAUGUGCAGGUGCAGUGGUGCUUACUGAUUGUGUCUUUUGGUUCAUAAUUUUUCCGUUUCUCACCUUCGAUGAUUACAGCUGGGUUUUUUUUUAAACAAAACGACGUCAUUUUGAGAUGACAUCAACAUGAUGUCAGCCGUUGUGUAAGUUUGUUGUGCGGGGAUGUUGUGUGUGUAGCAUUUUUGAAGCAAAAAACAGCCGAGCACUGUUAUGGUGAUCAAGUUUUAGAGAGAGAGAGAGAGAGAGAGGAGGGAGAGGAUGAUAGUCCGAGCACUCUCUCCAUCGAAGCUCAAACACCUCCGUCCAUUCUCUCACUUCGCCUAUACACACACCACAACACCACCUGCACCUGCAUCUCUUCCAUUAAUCUUUUAUCCCCAAACAAAUCCCAACCCCCAAAACCCUACCAAAGCCCUACUAAUAAACCCCUCACAACCCUUCCUCCUCAGACCCUUCUCCUCCCAAACCAACCCCCCUAAAACCCCAACAACCACUUUACCCCUCAACAGAGAUGGAAAUUACAACGAAAAACCCACCUCCUCCCCAUCUCCCUUCCCCAUUUGCCCCGGUUGUGGCGUCCCAAUGCAAUACUCUGACCCUAAACAACCUGGGUUUGUCAUCAACCCAAUCCCCAAAACACCUAACUACAAAUCUCCCAUCGAUCGAAACCCAGUUGCAGAGGAACCCGAGAUAUCAAAUUCCCUCAAAAGGGGCAUGCUCAAUGAGCUAGUGGAACCCGAAAACGACGAAAACCCUAACCCUAGUUUUCUUGAAAAGCUUGUGGUUUGCUCCAGGUGCCACAGCCUGAGGCACUACGGGAGGGUGAGGGAUCCGACGGUGGAGAAUUUGUUGCCGGAUUUCGAUUUCGAUCAUACGGUUGGGAGGAAGUUAAAUUCGACGGCGGGGGCGAGGACAGUGGUUUUGGUGGUGGUGGACGCGGCGGAUUUCGACGGGUCCUUCCCCAAGAAGGUGGCCAAGUUGGUGUCCACCGCCAUCGAUGAGAAUUACGCCGUGUGGAAGGAGGGCAAGUCGGGAAAUGUGCCUAGGGUUGUGUUGGUGGUGACAAAGAUUGAUCUUUUGCCGAGUUCGUUGUCUCCGACUCGGUUGGAGCAUUGGGUUCGGACCCGAGCGAGAGAGGGAGGGGCUAGUAAGAUAACAAGUGUGCAUUUGGUGAGUGCAAUGAGGGAUUGGGGGUUAAAGAAUCUGUUUGAUGAUGUGGUGGGAUUGGCUGGUCCUAGAGGGAAUGUGUGGGCUAUUGGGGCACAGAAUGCGGGGAAGUCAACGUUGAUCAAUUCGAUAGGGAAACAUGUUGGGGGGAAGAUUGUGCAUUUGACUGAGGCGCCCGUGCCGGGUACUACAUUGGGGAUUGUUAGGGUUGAGGGGGUACUGCCGAGUCAGGCGAAGCUGUUUGAUACGCCGGGACUUUUGCACCCUCAUCAGAUUUCGACAAGGUUGACUAGGGAAGAGCAGAAACUUGUGCAGAUUAGCAAGGAGUUGAAACCCAGAACGUAUAGAAUCAAGGCAGGGCAUUCAGUUCAUAUUGGUGGACUGAUGAGGUUAGAUAUAGAGGAAUUGUCAACAGAUUCUAUUUAUAUCACCGUGUGGGCAUCUCCUUACCUUCCAUUACACAUGGGGAAAACUGAGAAUGUACAAAAAAUGCUGGAGGAUCAUUUUGGUCGUCAAUUACAGCCACCAAUUGGGGAAAAACGAUCUGAGGAGCUUGGGCAAUGGGUUAGGAAAGAAUUCCGUGUCUCUGGCAAUUCUUGGGACUCAAGCUCUGUAGACAUUGCUGCUGCAGGUCUGGGUUGGUUUGCUAUUGGGCUUAAAGGAGAGGCUUCUUUAGGAGUUUGGACUUAUGAUGGAAUUGAUGUUAUUCUACGCAAUUCUCUGAUUCCCGAUAGAGCGAGGAGUUUUGAAGUCGCAGGGUUUACGGUCUCAAAAAUUGUCUCCAAAGCUGAUCAAACUUCAAACAAGUUGAAACGCCAAAGUGGAAAGAAGCAGAAGCGGAGUCCCUUGAAAGCUGAAGCAGCUUUGGCCCCAAUAACUCACUCCCACAUCAGUUAAAGUGGGAUCUGACAUCCUAUAUUUUUACCUUCCAGAGUAACGUUGGUCCCAAGUUGGUACAACCCUUGGUUUCGGUUCUGCUGAAGUGGCUGACUACAAGUGAUCGGGACCUAAGAUGAGGUGAUGGACUCAAGACAAUUUCUUGAUAAGUUCACACCAUGAUACAGAUCUUUUCUUAGAACUAGGAAAAUUCAGCAAUGGUUUUGUGGCGUGGAAGUAAUGAUUAGCGGGGUUCUCCUUGUGCAGAAGUAUUUGGGUGAGGCUUCGUUUGUUCGAAUGGCCUGGAAGAGCGGUAACAUGAAAUCAAAUUGUCAGAUUGAUUAGGCGAACAUGCGAACAGUGAUGCCCUCUUUCGGUGCUCUGGUAGUCCCUUACCUGCUACAAUUUUAGCCAGUUAUGCAUUUGACCAAGCCGAUCGUACUUUGUGCUCGACCUGUCUUCGCAUCGUGUUCUCCUCUGGUGACUUGAUUUCCUAAUGUACGAGAAACUUUUACUUCUCAGAUGUAAGGAUUUUCGCUGCCGGUUUGAUAUUUUUGGUUUAUUUGUUUAUUUCAUUCUGAUGUUGGGAACUCUACGAGGAACUCUACGACGGGUGUCCAAAAUUUUUGCUAUUUGCAUUGAUGAAUCUUACCGCAACUAACAUGAUCUUCCAAACAA